CAGUAUUUCUGGUAUUAGUACUUUUCCUGCAGUGAAGGAUCUGGAUACUUCUUCCACUUUUAAAAAAAAUACUCAUUUUUGUAGCUGGUUCAGUAUCAUGUCUUUUAUUAAAAAAAAAAAAAUGCUAAACGUUGUAUUUCGGUCUAAUCCUCCCCCUUUUCUAACUGUAAUUGGACAUUAUUUUGUCUCCACAUUUGUAACAAACACUGAUUCAAACAGAAGCUUGUUUUAUUAAUCACAUAUCUUUGAUAUUUCCCCCCCCUGGUUCUCAGUUUCUCAUUUGUCAAAGAGGAUGUUUCCAUCACACUCUCUGUCUACAUCAUUUUCUCCCUCAUGGUCUGAGGUGAAAUUUCACUCUUUAGAGCCUUUUUCUGUCUCCUUUCCUAGCCUUCUUUAAUUGCCCUCUCAUGUCCCAGUAAUCCCAGCGUACGUACCAUCCUCCCAGGCUGACUGGUAACCAGUCAUUUUCUUUCAUUUUGCUGUACAUGCUCCUGUGGCUCAGUGCCUCUCCGCUGGCUUCUGUUGUUCUCAGUAGCAGCAGCGUCUGAAGAGUGUCUCUACCUUCAUUGUGUUUCAGCAGAAAUAAACCCCAAGAAGAGGAGUCCCCCUUCACACUUUUGCACAAGACUGACAUUAACUUCUCCAAUCCUUAAAAACAAACAAAAUACAGACACUUUUUUUUUGGGGCUGCCUGCGUCUUUCUUUAUCUUGACUCGCCUGUACGGUACCGUACUGAAACAGAAAGUGACGCAGCGUCCCUUUGUGGCGUCAUGUCCCAGAAGUCGCAGUCAGACGGUGGUCAGAAACACUUCGCCGUGGGUCGGGGGCUCCUCGCCGCCGCAGAGACCUUGAACUUCAGCAUGAGCGAGCAGCGAUCCAGCCGGCAGAUGGGGGGCAUGUCCUCAGGUGUUGGGGUGGGCGGCGGCGGUGGUGGCAUGGAGGGCCAGGAUGGCGGCGCCCAGAUGUCCCGGCGUGGCAGCGGAGGAGGCGGCAGCCACAUUAGCAACACCAUGAAGCUGUUUGCCAGUUUGGGGCUGUCGCCCUCCGACCUGGACGCUCUGGCGGAAAUCCCAGAGGAGGACAUCAGCGUGGAGACGCUGCCGCGCAUCCUCAUGCAGUUAAAAAGUCGCAAGGGAGACGCAGGAGAGCGGCGCGGGGGGUCCAUGUCCUCUGACGCCGGGUAUCGAGGAGGCAGGGACAGCUGGGACGACGGGCACAUGGGCAGGAUGGGCGGCUCUUCACUGGGUCCCAGUUCAGCCCGGGCCCAGUCAUCUGGAGACUUUGGGUACGGUUCCCUGCAGGACAGCUCUCCCAGCCGGGGCUACGGCUUAAAUUACAGCAGCGGUGGGGCUGGGAGCAGAGACAGACCCUUCUCUGAGCUGUCCCGCCGAGAUUCCUACAGCGGCCUCGGCAUGGGCACGCCGGCGUCAGACCCCGCCUUUAUGCAGAGGAGAAAGGGCUCCCCGUCAAACGGAAAAGUCCAAGACUUCUUGGGAGUCAUGCCCCCCAUGUUCCCCCACGUGUGCUCUCUUUGUGACUUUGAUGUUCACUCCACCAUGGAGUGGAAUCAGCACAUCAAUGGACUUCGACAUGCUGAAAAAGGACGCCAGCUGCUCGACAUGUAUCCAGAGUGGGACCCUGGUAUGUCCUCAGGCAGAAGUUCGGGAAUUCUGGACACCCCCAACAUGUCUGCAGGGCUGCUGGGAGCGGCCCCGAUGUCCAUGUCUCAGACGGGAGGGGGCAUGUCCUCCAGCUGGGGAGGAAGUUCUGGUCCGUCGGGGAAGAACCAGCUGGGACAAAAUAAGCUGAGAAGCAGAGUGGUGGUGGUGAAGUACGACAGGAAGCCGCUGAGCAACAAGACUCUGUUUGCCUUCACCGAGCCGUUCGGCCGCCUGCGGGAGCACCUGGUCCUCAAGAACAAGGCCUUCUUAGAGAUGAACAGUCACGAGGAGGCUCUGGACAUGGUCAACUACUACCAGCAGCACCAGGCCGCUCUGUACGGCAAACCCAUCACCUUCUACCUGUCCAAGAGACUGCUGGUCAUCGAGAAAGACGAUCGGCAGAGAGACAUGGCGAUGGACGGACCGGUGCGGGACGUAAAGGGCCGCGGCAGCCAGGUGGUUUUCUUCUCCAACAUGCCCCGAGAGACGGAGAAGAAGAAGGAGCUACUGACCAUCGCCGGACGCUUCGGCGUCGUGGAGAAACACCUGUUCCUAACCGACCAGGCGUUCGUCCAGCUGGGAACUCCGGAGGACGCCGAGAUGCUGGUGAAGUAUUACAGCGUGAACCCGCUCACCAUCCGAGGGAGAUCCAUCCGCCUCAACAUCUGCGCCAAGUACAAGACCCUCAACGUGAAACGAGGCCAAGGUGAAGACGGCCGGGGCCAGCGGAGCAGCGGGGCGAACGCCUCGUCGUCUUCCUCCAGCGGCUCGGGAACCAGAGCUUCCUCCAACCCGCCCAGGAACUCCUCGUCCAGAAACAGAAGCAGAGAGGAGAGGAAGAAAGAGGAGGAGGACAAACCCAAACCUGCAGCGGCUGAGGAAGAGGAGGAAGAGGAAGAGGUGUCGGGAGUGAUGGAGGGAGAGGACGCAGCCGAGGAACAAGAGGAAGAAGUGAAAGAUGGAGACGCAGAGACGGAGGAGCCGGAGAGAGACGAGUCUGUGAAGGAAACGGUGGAGGAGUCUGAGGAGGUUCCUGAAGCCGAUGACGUCACUGAUGACACACCGGCAGAUGUGGGCGGGGCUGAAUGUGACGUCACCCAGGAGGCGGAGUCAGAGGGACAGAAAGAACCGACCGAAACCGAAGCGCCGGCUGAAACUGAAGCGCCGGCUGAAACCGAAGCAUCGGCUGAAGAACACGAGACCAAAGAAGAGCCGAGUACAGAACCGGGAGAGAGUUCAGAGGCAGCGGAGGGAGAUCUGCCAGACGACGAGUUUGAUCCCAGAUUCCUGGAGAACAUGGAGGACUUUGUGACGUUGGACGAACUGGCAGAGGACGAGGACGAAGAACACGGAGAGUCUGACACCAUCGACAACUCGAGGAAAGGGGGUAUGAGGGUGGUCAACGUGGUCGGCUUCAGACGAGGUUACAACUUCCUCAACGAGCUGCUGGGACUGGCCAAACCUUUUGGGAUAGUGGUCAAACAUCUGGUGCUGGACCUAAGACCUGAGGCGUACCUUCAGUUUGCCACAGAAGAAGAAGCGCGAGCGAUGGCCAAGUUUUACAACGGGAACAUCAAGGCGUCGGUGUGUGGGCGCCCGGUGAGGGUCAGCCACUCCAUGAGCUACCCAACCAUCCAGUGCGGCUCCAGCAGGGUGGUGUACAUCGGCCAGAUCCCCAACAUCAAAUACUCGGACGAUGCCAUCCUGAAACUGGCCGAGCCGUUCGGGAGAGUCAAGAAGUAUUUCCUCAACAGGCUCAAGAGAGAGUGUUUCAUCGAGAUGGACCGAGCCGAGGACGCGGAGAAGAUGGCCGAAGAUUACAAAGUGGAUCCUCCGAAGUUCAACGGGAAACGCCUGACCGUCUACGUCAGCAGGAAGUACCGGCAGCUCAAACACGGACACCGCUGCCCGUCCGUAGCCAAGAGAGAGAACAGCAGCUCGUCUCCUCAACUCUCCCAACUUCCUGAAGAGCCUCCGGCCAAGAAACCCAAAGAGGAGGAGAAGCCUGGAGAGGAAGAAGAGAAGGAAGAGGUGAAGGAGGAGAGGGAGGAGAAACCGAGGGAGGAGGAAGAGAGGAAAGAGGAGCCGACGGAGGAGAAGAAAGAGGAAGAGAAGCGAGAGAGUUGUGAAGACGAGAAGCGAGAAGAAGAAAACUCGGCGGAGAAGAUUCCAGAAGUUUGUGACGAGAAGAAGAAGAGCGGCGAGGACGACGAGGAGAAGAUGGAGACAUCGACCAAUCAGAACGGACCGCCAGAUGUCCCCCCGCCGGCGGGAAACAAACCCAGCGUGGCGUCUCUGCCGCUGCCCCCCCACGACCCCGACACCCCUAUCGGUGUUGAACAUGUGAAGAUGGGUUAUUACUGCCGCGUCUGCUUCCUGUUUUACUCCAACGAAGAGACGGCCAAGAAGACGCACUGCAGCAGCCAGGCGCACUACGACAAGCUGCAGAAACAUCUGGAGAAGGAACAGAGCAAAGCAGAGAAGAAGAAAGGGAAGAAGACGGCCGGGUAAAAACACAUAGGAAGAGUUUUUUUUAUUUGACUUUGAUUUGAUCCAUAAAAUGUCAGAAAGUCAGUAAAUCAAAUCAUUCGUCUUCUCCGUCUGUAAAUGUCUUAUAUUUGACCGACAACAAUCUAAGAAAAAUAGCAAAUGAAAGGGUGGAUUUUCAGAAUAAAAGCUUGGAUAAAUGGAA
Messenger RNA from Perca fluviatilis (European perch), 4353 nucleotides. RefSeq names its product matrin 3-like 1.2 (gene matr3l1.2). Gene Ontology annotation, molecular function: RNA binding; zinc ion binding. The coding region runs from base 771 to 4172 and encodes 1133 amino acids. The transcript has 21 exons. The record is from RefSeq and is a predicted model, not a curated record. Gene Ontology annotation, cellular component: nucleus. Lineage: Eukaryota; Metazoa; Chordata; Actinopteri; Perciformes; Percidae.